AUGCCCAAAUCAGCGAGAAAGAACAACGGCGGCGGUGUCUCGAAAAGCGAUCCCUAUGCAGGCGCUGCCUCGCGCAAGAAGGGCCAUGCCGCCAACAACGUCUUCAAGUUCAACACGGAUCUCGGUCAGCACAUUCUCAAGAACCCUGGUGUCGCCCAGGCCAUUGUCGACAAGGCCGACCUGAAGCAGUCUGACGUACUCGGUCCCGGAACUGGUAACUUGACAACAAAAAUCCUGGAAAAGGCCAAANAAGUCAUCGCAUGCGAAGCCGAUCCCCGAAUGGCUGCCGAAAUCACAAAGCGUUUCCAAGGCACUCCGGCCCAGAAGAGACUCGAAAUCAUCCUCGGAGAUGUUCUCAAGCACCCACAGCUGCCCUACUUUGACGUCUGCAUUUCAAACACGCCCUACCAGAUUUCUUCGCCCUUGACUUUCAGACUCUUGGCUCUGAGUCCCGCUCCUCGCUCCUGCGUGCUCAUGUUCCAGCGUGAAUUCGCCAUGCGUCUGUUUGCUCAACCUGGAACAAAACUAUAUUCGAGAUUGUCCGUCAACGCCCAGAUGUGGGCUAAGAUUAGCCAUGUCAUGAAGGUCGGCAAGAACAACUUCAAUCCUCCUCCUCAAGUCGAGAGUGAUGUCGUCAAGAUUGUGCCCAAGGUCCCACGUCCACAGAUCAGCUACGACGAGUGGGACGGUCUCUUGCGCAUCUGCUUUGUCCGCAAGAACCGUACUCUGCGUAGUGGAUUCAUUGGUACCACCAGCGUCAUGGAUAUGCUCGAGUCAAACUACCGCACUUACUGUGCUCAGAACAAUAUUGUUCUUGACGACGGCCCGCUCGACCCUUCUGAUGCUGCUAUGGACACUGACACGGCUGCGGAUGACCAGGACGACGAUAUGGAGGCUAUCAUGGAUGUUGACGAUGAAGGCGAUGUUCCCGACUUCUUCAAAGAGGAGGCAGACAAGAAGGCAAAGAAGCUUUUGGGCAACCCCAACCGCAAGAAGAAGGGCAAGGUGUCUGAGUUGGUGCGCCAGAAGGUGACCAAGGUACUCGUCGAGACCACUGAGCUCUCUGAGAAGCGUGCAAGAAUGUGUGAUGAGGGUGACUUCUUGAAGUUGCUAUAUGCGUUCAACCAAGAGGGCAUUCACUUCAGCUGA
This is a messenger RNA of Aureobasidium musti, 1149 nucleotides long. NCBI's taxonomy places the organism in Eukaryota, Fungi, Ascomycota, Dothideomycetes, Dothideales, Saccotheciaceae. The record is from the annotation of a GenBank genome assembly.